Messenger RNA from Didymosphaeria variabile, 1125 nucleotides. RefSeq lists its product as uncharacterized. Bases 1 to 1125 code for a protein of 374 amino acids. NCBI's taxonomy places the organism in Eukaryota, Fungi, Ascomycota, Dothideomycetes, Pleosporales, Didymosphaeriaceae. Gene Ontology annotation, molecular function: protein binding. The transcript has 2 exons. The record is from RefSeq and is a predicted model, not a curated record.
AUGCUUAGAGUCGCGCUCUCGUUACGAGCAGUUGGAAGUACUCCCUCAUCAGCAGUCUCUGGCUCCACAAAAGUGGUCACAGACGAGGUGGUGAAUCCUGAAGUGGUUGCGGACGAAGUGGUCACGGACGAAGCAACGUGCCAGCAAAAGCUGAACGAUGCCGAGGAGACAUAUGGCCCGUAUAGUCCGGAAGUAUCAUCGGCCCUUAGAGAAUUAUUCUACAAAAAGAUUGGGGAAAGCGCAAACCUAGAGAGCGUGCUUCAGCGGACGCUGAUGCUCGAUGAGAGGACAGCAGGACGCACCCAUAACGACACGUUUGCGACCUCCCUCAGCUUGACAGAUGUGUACAUCCAGAGUGGGAAAUCAACAAAAGCGCUUAGCCUGCUCGAGAGAGUCGUGGAAAGUUCCCGGAAGCUCGGGGCUGAUAUGAAUAGCGAAAUGCGUGCGCUGCAUAAGACUGAAAUGGAUGUUGUAAGGCUGAUGUUGUAUCAGCUGGGGCUCAAGUUUCGAAAUCGAAACUAUCACGACGGUGCGGUUGAUGUGCUGGAACAUGCGUUCGAAAACUCUAGUAGAGCACUCGGAGACACUCACAUUACUACUGUAGCCCUGGGCAAGGUGCUGUCGUUCAGUUAUCUUCAACAAUUCUAUCAGCAGCCGCUUCGGAAUGACCGCCCACGACAUCAGUGCGUUGUCAAGCUUGCCCAGCUAUGCGAACGGAUGUUGAAGGUUGAGCGGAGCCCUAUUUGGGUGUUGGGACUCAUGUGUCUACGCAGCCACGCAUUCUACAUUUUAGGAGUAGGGGAUACAGAACAAGCUUCUCCAGGAGGGAUCGACAAUGAGGAACAAGUUCGUCUAUGGCUCCGUGGACUCCUAGACCAGAAAACCAAGCAAGCGACCACGGUUGCGUUUUUAGAUUACUGGGAACGCCUCGGGAAGCCCGAAGAGCUUCGAGAGUUUCGCAAUCCUGUCUACUUCCUCGAAAGUGACUCUUUGCCUGCGCAUGUCGAUGAAGUGAAUGCCAAGACAUCACCCAUACAAAGGCUACAGUGGUACAAAUCGUGGGUAACCCAUAGCGUACCGAUCUUACUGGGCCUGUUCUUUGCAUCAAAAGGUCAGCUAGUUUAA